GCGGUGGCACUGUGAUCACAUGACUGGCCGGUGAGGCCGGGCCCGGCGGAGGUGUGUGUUGCCGUCGCUCUGCAUGGCCAACGUCGCUAAGAAGGUAUCCUGGUCCGGCCGCGACCGCGAUGAGGACGACUACGAUGAGGACGGGCGAGCGGGAGAGACCACCCCGCUGCUCAACGGCACCGGCCCCGGCGCGGCGGCGGGCAGCCGGCAGCUCACUCCUUCCUCCUUCCUGCGCAUUGGGCAGCUGAGCAAUGUGGACCUCAAUGAGGAUGUCCAUGAGCUGGAGACUGAGCUCCCUCGGCAGCGUCCCAACGAGAUCCCCCACAACGAGAAGCUCCUGUCACUCAAGUACGAGAGCUUGGACUAUGACAACAGUGAAAAUCAGCUGUUCCUGGAGGAGGAGAGGAGGAUAAACCACACAGCUUUCCGGACAGUGGAGAUUAAGCGCUGGGUCAUCUGUGCCAUGAUCGGCAUCCUCACUGGCCUCGUCGCCUGCUUCAUCGACAUCGUAGUGGAGAACCUGGCUGGACUGAAGUACCGGGUGGUGAAGGGCAACAUUGACAAGUUCACAGAGAAAGGGGGCCUGUCUUUCUCCCUGCUACUCUGGGCCACCCUGAAUGCCAGUGUGGUGAUGGUGGGCUCCGUGAUCGUUGCUUUCAUAGAGCCCGUCGCAGCUGGCAGCGGCAUUCCCCAGAUCAAAUGCUAUCUCAAUGGUGUGAAGAUCCCACACGUUGUCCGCCUCAAGACCUUGGUGAUCAAAGUCUGUGGAGUCAUCCUCUCGGUGGUUGGCGGCCUGGCUGUUGGGAAGGAAGGACCCAUGAUUCACUCUGGAGCAGUGAUUGCUGCUGGGAUCUCCCAGGGAAGAUCCACGUCUUUAAAGCGAGACUUCAAGAUCUUCGAGUACUUCCGCAGAGACACAGAGAAGAGGGACUUUGUCUCAGCUGGAGCUGCUGCUGGUGUCUCAGCUGCAUUUGGUGCCCCCGUGGGCGGUGUCCUCUUCAGCUUGGAGGAAGGGGCUUCCUUCUGGAACCAGUUCUUGACAUGGAGAAUUUUCUUUGCCUCCAUGAUCUCCACGUUCACUCUGAACUCUGUCCUGAGUGUUUACCAUGGCAAUGCCUGGGAUCUCUCCAGCCCCGGGCUCAUCAACUUUGGCAGGUUUGAUAACGAGAAAAUGGGAUACACAAUCCAGGAAAUUCCUAUCUUCAUCUUUAUGGGAGUGGUUGGUGGGAUCCUCGGGGCCCUGUUCAAUGCCCUCAAUUACUGGUUAACGAUGUUCCGGAUCAGGUACAUCCACCGGCCCUGCCUCCAGGUGGUUGAGGCCAUGCUGGUGGCAGCAGUGACAGCAACUGUGGGGUUUGUCAUGAUUUACUGCUCAAGAGACUGCCAGCCUAUCCAGGGGAGCACAGUGGCAUACCCACUGCAGCUUUUCUGUGCUGAUGGAGAGUACAACUCCAUGGCCACUGCCUUCUUCAACACACCUGAGAAGAGUGUUGUCAACCUCUUCCAUGAUGCUCCAGGUUCCUACAACCCCAUGACACUGGGCAUGUUCACACUAAUGUAUUUCUUCCUGGCCUGCUGGACCUAUGGCCUCACGGUGUCUGCAGGGGUCUUCAUCCCCUCUCUGCUGAUCGGUGCUGCCUGGGGAAGGCUUUUUGGCAUCUCCCUGUCCUACCUGACCAAAGGCCCGAUCUGGGCUGACCCUGGGAAAUACGCCCUGAUGGGAGCUGCUGCACAGCUGGGUGGGAUAGUGCGGAUGACGCUGAGUCUCACAGUCAUCAUGAUGGAGGCAACAGGCAAUGUCACCUAUGGCUUCCCCAUCAUGCUGGUGCUGAUGACAGCAAAGAUUGUGGGAGACUACUUUGUGGAGGGGCUCUAUGACAUGCACAUCCAGCUGCAGAGUGUGCCCUUCCUGCACUGGGAGGCCCCGGUGACGUCCCACUCCCUCACAGCCAGGGAGGUCAUGAGCGCGCCCGUCACCUGCCUGCGGAGGAUCGAGAGGGUGGGCACGGUUGUGGACAUCCUCAGCGACACCUCCUCCAACCACAACGGCUUCCCGGUGGUGGAGAGCAACCCUGGCACCACGCAGGUGGCAGGACUGCGGGGUUUGAUCCUACGUUCCCAGCUCAUCGUCCUGCUGAAGCACAAGGUUUUUGUGGAAAGGGCCAACCUUAGCCUGGUGCAGCGGCGGCUGAAGCUGAAGGAUUUCCGGGAUGCCUAUCCCCGCUUCCCCCCCAUCCAGUCCAUCCACGUGUCCCAGGACGAGCGCGAGUGCAUGAUUGACCUCAGCGAGUUCAUGAACCCCUCGCCCUAUACUGUGCCCCAGGAGGCGUCUCUGCCACGGGUGUUCAAGCUCUUCCGAGCCCUGGGCCUACGUCACUUGGUGGUUGUGAACAACCGCAAUGAGGUGGUGGGCAUGGUCACCCGCAAGGACCUCGCCAGGUACCGGCUGGGCAAGGAAGGCUUGGAGGAGCUCUCACUGGCACAGACGUGAUGUGAGGUGGCUCUGCCCAGCGGAGGGAGACUCGACCCAGCCCCUCAGAGCUGGGGCCCCCCUUUUGUGGGAGGAAGGGAGAGGCCUGGGCCAGCCUGUGCAGGCAUUGUGGUGCCUGGAGCACCGGCACAGCUGUGCUGCCCCAGCUCUCCUGCCCAUUGCUGCCUUCCCACGUCUACUGCCUCCUCUUCUCACCCUUUCCUCUGCUUCCCUGAGGGGUCGAAACGCACCCUUGGCUCCAUUAGCUGCUGGCAUAGGCUUUCUCUGAGGGUUGGGUGAAGGCUGGAGCGUGCCAGGGGAGUGGAAGUGUCCUGAGCUGGGCAUAACCCUCUGCACAGCACAUGGCCUCCAUUGCCUUGCCUACCCAGCCCAGGCUGUCUGGGACCUAGCCCUGCCCUAGCCCCUGCCACAGGGCCUGUAUGGGGAGCAGGGGGACAUGGUGGGGUCUAUCCUGUUUCCAGGGCUGUGUCCUGCUUCCCCAUGCUGCCGCUGGUGGGGUUGAGCUGAGCCAUGGGGCAGGUGCUUGUGUCUCUGCCCUGCUUAACUGUGCAAUAAAAGGGGCUCAUGUGGUUCAGAGCUGCUCCCUUUUGCUGGUUUUUUUACUCCCUUGGCCAAACUCUGACCCCAACACACAUGUUGGAGAGACACUCCUGGGGCUUGGGCAGGGAUGGGUAGGGAAGAGCUGCCUGCUCUGGGCAGCCUGUGCCCCUUUGCCACUCCUGUCCUCCUCCCACUAUUGCUGCUGUCUCUUGUCUCUGCCCAUGCUGGGGUCCAGAAGCACCCCUGCACAUGUUUCCAGCCCUUACCAGCAGCCUGGGCCAGGCUAGGCACCCCAAAGCCCACCACCAGCUCUCGAUCGGGCCAGGUGCUGGAAGCACUCCCCUGGGUGCUGAGGAGGGCUCCAGCCCUGGCACCUCAGCUCCCCUAUCUCCCACCAUUGUACUCCUCACCUUGGCAUUGCACCCUGCAUCCUCCUCACUCGGGCAAAGGCAACCUGGUGCCUGGAGGGGCUUUCGACUGUGGGAUACUGUGCUGAAAUAAAGUCUGUUUGUACUUUUA
Melopsittacus undulatus (budgerigar) is the source of this 3550-nucleotide messenger RNA. RefSeq names its product chloride voltage-gated channel 7 (gene CLCN7). Gene Ontology annotation, molecular function: voltage-gated chloride channel activity. Gene Ontology annotation, biological process: transmembrane transport; chloride transport. The transcript has 25 exons. NCBI's taxonomy places the organism in Eukaryota, Metazoa, Chordata, Aves, Psittaciformes, Psittaculidae. The record is from RefSeq and is a predicted model, not a curated record. Gene Ontology annotation, cellular component: intracellular membrane-bounded organelle; lysosomal membrane. Bases 74 to 2491 code for a protein of 805 amino acids.